GCGGCGCGGCCCCGGGCGCGCCGUGAGACCGCGGCGAUGCCGGGCAGGAAAUCUUCCAAGGAGAAGAAGCGGCGCCGCUCGCGCUCCUGCUGCCCGGAGGGAGCCCCGGGGCCGGACGGCAGCGACAGGAAGCGGCGGAGCACCGAGUCCACCCACAGUGCCCUGGAGGAAGCAAAAUGCAAUGUACCCUCUGGAGAAAAAGUGGAAGAAACUGAACAGCCCAGUGAUGUAGAAGAAGGAGGAUUAGAUCUCACAGUGUCACUCAAACCUGUCAGUUUCUACAUUGCGGACAAAAAGGAAAUGCUUCAACAAUGUUUCUGUGUCAUAGGGGAGAAGAAACUGCAGAGGAUGCUGCCUGAUACUUUAAAGAACUGUUCCAUGGAUGAAAUCAAAAGACUUUGCAUGGAGCAGUUGGAGCUGUUAUCUGAAAAAAACCUGUUGAAGAUACUUGAAGGCAGGAUGGGAGCUGAUUCUGAUACUGACGAGGAGACAAAUGGAGGAGACAAGACUGGAGAUGAUUCAGUCAGUCAACAGGACAACAGUAUAGACUCAACUUCUUCUCUGAGAGAAGACAGCAAACCGGAAGGUCAGGAAUCAAAACAAGGCAAGGGAGAAGAUAGUGAUGUCCUCAGCAUAAAUGCAGAUGCAUAUGAUAGUGACAUAGAAGGCCCAUGCAAUGAAGAAGAUGGCCCAGAUGUGCAAGAAAACACUGUCAGGAGUGGAGCUGGUCAGAUAGAUGACCUUCAGAAGGACAUUGAGAAAAGUGUGAAUGAGAUAUUGGGGUUAGCAGAGUCCAGCCCAAAGGAGCCCAAAGCGUCGACCUUAGCUGUUCCUCCAUCAGAAGAUGUUCAACCAUCAGCACAGCAGCUGGAGCUUCUGGAGCUUGAGAUGAGGGCCAGAGCUAUUAAGGCCCUGAUGAAAGCUGGUGAUGUAAAAAAACAGCCCUGAGAUUGCUUAGGUUUAAUUUUCAGUAUUUGUUUUGAAGAAGGUGACAUCUGUUCUCUUCAGUGCUAUGGUGUAUUUGGGUUGAGUAUGACAUUCCUCAUUCAGACUGUAUUGUGUAUCCUGACCUGUGAUCCAUUGGUUUUGUUGCCUUUAGUGUGCUGCUUCCAUGCCAUGCACAAGCAGAGGUUGGUGCUUCCCUGAGAUGAGGUGUCCUUUUGCUGGGUCAUUUCCUCAAGGAGUCACACAACGUAUGCCAGGAACCUGGUGCCUUCCAGAAAGGUUGUUGUAUCAACCUGGAGUCAUAGAAUGCAUAGGUUUGGAAGGGAUAUGAGACUGCUUGUUUCUCCUUGGGACCCAUCUCAUCAUAAUGUUGGUAUUCUAGUUGAGUGAUAAUUCAUUUAAAAGAAUAUGUAAUUUCUUGAAAUUUGAAUUCCUAAAGGGAAGGAUUUUUACCUUUCAAAUAAAUAGUUGAACAUGUUAUUUUCAGAGUUAUGAAAGUGCCUGAAAGAGACAGCCUGUCAUGCGGUUUUUUCACUCUUGUCCACUGUUUAUCUUCUGUGUUAUAGCUGAAAUAAAGAAAACAGGUCUUUUUCCUGACUAUAAA
Molecule: messenger RNA, 1549 nt
Organism: Corapipo altera (White-ruffed manakin)
Lineage: Eukaryota; Metazoa; Chordata; Aves; Passeriformes; Pipridae
Gene: CAAP1
Product: caspase activity and apoptosis inhibitor 1
Exons: 6
Coding region: 37-948 (303 amino acids)
Source: RefSeq, a predicted model, not a curated record